Messenger RNA from Lontra canadensis (Northern American river otter), 3635 nucleotides. It is a transcript of the gene GMIP, whose product is annotated as GEM interacting protein. Gene Ontology annotation, biological process: signal transduction; negative regulation of GTPase activity; activation of GTPase activity. Gene Ontology annotation, molecular function: GTPase activator activity. The coding region runs from base 406 to 3201 and encodes 931 amino acids. Gene Ontology annotation, cellular component: plasma membrane. NCBI's taxonomy places the organism in Eukaryota, Metazoa, Chordata, Mammalia, Carnivora, Mustelidae. The record is from RefSeq and is a predicted model, not a curated record. The transcript is spliced from 21 exons.
AAAGGAGUCCCAAAUGGGAGGGACGCCAGCAUCCUCCACUGUGGGGACCCCCAAGCCGAGAGGGGCCCAGAACAUCAUUCCCUGACCCCCUCCCCCUUUGGAGUCUUCACCCCGGAUGCCUGGGGGAGGGGGCCCAGGAAGGGGAAGUGGCCGCUUCUGCUUCUGAUAUUUGUGAUGGGGGCAGGGUGUCACGACCGCUGAUGGAGAGGCCGACGCGGCAGAAUCUCCACCCGGCUCCUCCAUAAUCAGGGGAGGGGGCAUUGCUGAUCUGGAGUCCACAGAAGGGGGGCUGUGGCAGAAGUGUGGCAAGGGCUACCCCCGGCUCCAGAGAGCAGGAAGAGGUACAGUGACAUCUUCCGGAGCCUGGAUAACCUCGAGAUCUCCCUGGGGAACGUGACCCUUGAGAUGCUGCCUGGAGACCCCGUGCUCUCAGGAGACCCAGAGUCUGACAAGACCCCCACAGCCAAUGAGACCAGUGAAACCAGCCUUUGGAGUCGCCCCUCCACGGAGGGUCCGGCGCCCCUUACAGGGGAGGAGCUGGACUUGCGGCUCAUUCGGACCACGGGCGGCGUGGAUGCAGCUCUGGAGUAUGCCAAGACCUGGAGCCGCUAUGCCAAGGAGCUGCUGGCCUGGACAGAGAAGAGAGCCAGCCUUGAGCUGGAGUUUGCCAAAAGCAUCAUGAAGAUCGCCGAGGCUGGCAAGGUGUCAAUCCACCAGCAGAACCACAUGCCACUGCAGUACAUCUACACCCUGUUUCUGGAACACGACCUCAGCCUGGGAGCUCUGGCCAUGGAAACAGUGGCCCAGCAGAAAAGAGAUUACUACCAGCCCCUGGCGGCAAAACGAAAUGAGAUUGAGAAGUGGCGGAAAGAGUUUAAGGAGCAGUGGACGAAAGAGCAGAAGCGGAUGAAUGAUGCAGUGCAGGCGCUGCGGAGGGCCCAGCUCCAGUAUGUACAGCGCAGCGAGGACCUGUGGGUUCGCUCCCAGGCGUCCCCCGAGGACCCGGCACCCCAGGCCUCCCCAGGGCCCAGCAAACAGCAGGAGCGGCGGCGGCGAUCUCGAGAGGAGGCCCAGGCCAAGGUGCAGGAGGCCAUGGCGCUGUACCAGAUGUGCGUCCGCGAGGCCAACGCGCGGCAGCAAGACCUAGAGGCCGCCAAACAGCGGAUCGUGUCGCACGUGCGCAAGCUGGUGCUGCAGGGGGACGAAGUGCUGAGGCGGGUGACCCUGGGACUGUUCAGGCUCCGAGGGGCGCAGGCAGAGCGGGGACCCCGCGCCUUCUCUGCCCUGGCCGAGUGCUGCGAGCCCUUCGAGCCCGGCCAGCGCUACCAGGAGUUCGUGAGGGUGCUGCAGCCCGAGGCCCCGCCACCCCCUCCGCCGGCUUUCUCCUUCCAGGAGUUUGUACCCGCUGCGCACAGCUCUCCUCUGGACACAAGAAAGAAGCUCUCCUGCCCCCCACCACCACGGCUGGAUGAAAGUGCCUCGGAGGCAGGCCCCUGGGAAGAUGCAGGCACAGGCUGGCAGGGAACUCCAGGCCGGACUCCCGGUGGCGAUGCGGACAGUGUGGGUGGUGGCAGCGAGUCCCGGUCCCUGGACUCUCCGACUUCCAGCCCAGGCUCUGGCACAAGGCGGUUGGUGAAGGUCUCAUCCAUAGGCACCGAGUCCUCAGAUGACUUUGAAGAGCGAGACCCUGACCUGGUAGAUGGGCUGGAGAACGGCCUAGGAAGCCCCUUCAGGAAGUGGACGCUGUCCAAUGCGGCCCAGACCCACCGGCUGCGGCGGCUCCGGGGCCCAGCCAAGUGCCGCGAGUGUGACGCCUUCAUGGUCAGCGGGACUGAGUGCGAGGAGUGCUUUCUGACCUGCCACAAGCGCUGCCUGGAGACUCUACUGAUCCUCUGUGGACAUAGGCGGCUCCCAGCCCGGACCCCCCUCUUUGGGGUUGACUUCCUGCAGCUGCCCAGGGACUUCCCGGAGGAGGUGCCCUUUGUGAUCACCAAGUGCACAGCCGAGAUAGAACAGCGUGCCCUGGGUGUGCAGGGCAUUUACCGGGUCAGUGGGUCCCGGGUCCGCGUGGAGCGGCUGUGCCAGGCUUUUGAGAAUGGUCGAGCAUUGGUGGACAUGUCAGGAAACUCGCCUCAUGAUGUCUCGAGUGUUCUCAAGAGAUUCCUCCAGGAGCUCACUGACCCCGUGGUCCCCUUCCACCUCUACGACGCCUUCAUCUCUCUGGCUAAGACCCUGCAUGCAGACCCGGGGCACGACCCUGGGACCCCCAGCCCCAGCCCUGAGGUUAUCCGCUCGCUGAAGACCCUCUUGGUGCAGCUGCCUGACUCUAACUACAGCACCCUGCGGCACCUGGUGGCCCAUCUGUUCAGGGUGGCUGCACAGUUUGAGGAAAACAAGAUGUCUGCCAACAACCUGGGCAUUGUGUUUGGCCCAACACUGCUGCGGCCACCGGAUGGUCCCAGGACAGCUGGUGCCGGCCCUGUCACCUGCCUACUAGACUCUGGGCACCAGGCCCAGCUCGUCGAGUUCCUCAUUGUAUACUACGAGCAAAUCUUUGGGAUGGACGACCUCCCCGUGGCCACUGAGCCCCUGCCCCAAGACCCCAGUCCAGCCCCUGGACCUCUCCUAAACAACAACCCCCAGCCACCACCCUCUGACCUUGCUCCAGAUCCCCUGCCCCCAGUCCUAGCAUCAGACCCCGACCCAGACCCUGAGCCCCACGGUACCUUGGAGAAACAUCCUGAGGCCACACCUCCUGAGAUUCCAACUCCACAAAGUGACCAGAGAGACAUGGUUGAGGACACCAGAGAGGAGGGAGGGGAAGUGUCCAGCCAAGGUCCAGAGGACUCACUGCUGGGGACACAAUCCCGUGGACACUUCAGCCGUCAGCCAGUGAAAUAUCCCCGGGGCGGCGUGCGGCCUGUCACCCACCAGCUGUCCAGCUUGGCCCAGGUAGCUUCCAAAUUGAGCGAAGAGACCCCUGUUGCAUCAGUGACCCGAGGGAGUUUGCGGAGGCGGGGACCUGGCCCUGUCACCUCCUCCUCGCCUGAGGGCAGCCCUCUGCGCCGCACCCCACUGCCCAAGCAUUUUGAGAUCACCCAGGAGACAGCCCGGCUCCUGUCCAAGCUACACAAUGAAGCUGUGCCCAAGGCCACCUGUUGUCCAGACCCCCAACCUGAGGAAGUCGAGGACCAUCUCUGACCAUCCCAGCAUUCUGACUGAGGAGUAAAGGACUGAGAGGGUGUUCGGUGUUGCGGGGGUGGGGGUGGAAUCUGCAGAGUUCCUGUAAGGAAAGACUACAUGGCCUGGGAGACUAAAACCCUUGUUGGGACAAUAUACCAGGAUUCCCCCGACUAGACACAGGUCACUGCCCAUUAGGGCCACUCAGGUUCAGAGGUGAGUCGGGGUCAGUACUCAGGGUCAAUACAAGUCCUGGGAUCCUUGGUGUCCACCGUAGUGUCUGACUCCUGAACAGGGCUGCCUUUUGCUACUUUGGAUGUGGCCAGUCCCCCACUUCUGCCUACUUCCUUAGCUGACCUCGGGUGACCAGCUUUUGGAAGGUGUGGGCAGCCCAGACUCCACAUCCUGGUGGUACCCGGGGUCUGAUGACCUGGGAAUAAACUGGGUCCCUUAUA